This is a messenger RNA of Phascolarctos cinereus (koala), 679 nucleotides long. The record is from RefSeq and is a predicted model, not a curated record. Lineage: Eukaryota; Metazoa; Chordata; Mammalia; Diprotodontia; Phascolarctidae.
AUUGUUCUUGGCAUUGGCAACCCAGAUGGGUCUUCAUAAUUUUUAAAGUGCUUGUAUGCCUAUUCUAAGUAUUGUAAUACUUUGCAUGUAGUAUAUGGUACCUUGGAAAGAGUCAGAAAUACAGUACAUAGUCCCUCUGAGCUCUGGCUCCACAACUGGUAACAUGGCUAAACGUACCAAGAAGGUUGAAAUUGUUGGUAAAUAUGGAACAUGUUAUGGUGCAUCCCUUAGAAGAAUGGUGAAGAAAAUUGAGAUUAGCCAGCAUGCCAAAUAUACCUGCUCUUUCUGUGGCAAGACCAAAAUGAAGAGACAGGUUGUGGGUGCUGGGAAUUAUGGAUCCUGUAUAAAAACAGUAGCUAGUGGGGCAUGGACCUACAAUACCACCUCUGCCGUCACAGUCAAAUCUGCCAUCAGAAGACUGAAGGAAUUGAAAAACCAGUAAAAUCUUCUCAUCAAAUAUCUCUAGCCCAUAGUCAACAAUAAAUGGGUUAAUUUAUGGAAUAAAAAUCACUUUGGUUCUUUAAAAAAAGAAAUAGAGUAUAUUGAACUUUGGAUUUGGAGUCAGGAAAACAAAAUUCAAGUCUCCUCUCUACCACUGUGUGAUCGUGAACAAAUCAGUUCCCCUCUCCUAGCUUCAGUCCCCGUGUCUCUAAAAUGGGGAUAAUAUCUGCCCCACUUA